AUGGAGUCACCUUAUUAUGAUCCAGAAAUUUGUAAGUUGCUGCGUAGUAAUGCUGAAAAAUAUGAGUUAGACAUUUCUCGGAGAGCAUUAACUAUUCUUCCAAGAGAUUUAUUCCAUGGCCUCGAGGAUCUUCAAGUUAAGAAAUUAAAUGGCAGCUUUAACAAUCUGACAACACUGCCAAAAGAUAUCUUCAAACCUCUGGAUGAUCUCCGUACGUUGAUAAUAGAGUCCAACAAACUAAAAUAUCUAGACUUGAGUAUUUUCUAUGACUUAUUACAACUCAAAAAACUUGAUCUCAGCAACAACAAACUUAUAACUUUAUCAAAAGAUAUAUUUAAUGGUCUACAAAAUCUAUAUGUCCUUCGUUUGAAUUCAAACGAACUGAGUUACCUUGAGCCAGGUAUUUUUGAUGAUUUAUUGAACCUAAAUAAUCUUGAUAUCAGUAGUAACAAUCUCACAACUUUAACAAAAAAUAUAUUCAGUAGUUUAAAAAAUCUUUGUUAUCUUAAUUUACUUUCAAACAAAUUGGACAAUCUUGAGUCAGAAUAUUUCAACGGUUUAACAGUACUUGGCGAGCUUAAUAUAAAAAACAACAGUCUGACAAUAUUAUCCAAAGGUGUAUUUGAUGGUCUUGAAAAUCUUCAGGAACUAGAUUUAAAUUCAAACAAAUUGCACAAUCUUGAGUCAGGUUGUUUCGAUGGUUUAUCACAUCUUGAAUCGCUCAGUGUCAAAAAUAAUAGUUUGACAACAUUAUUCAAAGAUGUAUUUUGUGGUCUUGAAAAUCUUAAGACACUACAUUUAGAAUCAAACAAACUACAAAAUCUCGAGUCAGGGUGUUUCGAUGGUUUAUCAAAACUUAAAGAGCUCGGUAUUGAAAACAACAAUCUGACAACAUUACCCAAAGGUGUAUUUGAUGGUCUUGAAAAUCUCGAGAAAAUGUAUUUGGAAUCAAAUAAACUAAAAAACCUUGAGUCAGGUUGUUUCGUUGGUUUAUCAAAACUUAAAGAGCUCGAAAUCGGAAAGAACAAUCUGACAACAUUACCCAAAGGUGUAUUUGAUGGUCUUGAAAAUCUUGAGAAAAUGGAUUUGGAAUCAAACAAACUACAAAAUCUCGAGUCAGGUUGUUUCGAUGGUUUAUCAAAAAUUAAACAGUUUGGUAUAGGAAACAACAAUCUGACAACAUUAUUUGAAGGUGUAUUUAUUGGUCUGGAAAAUCUUAAGACACUACAUUUGGAAUCAAACAAAUUACAAAUUCUUGAGUCAGGUUGCUUUAAUGGUUUAUCACGACUUGAGGAGCUCAAUAUAAACGACAACAGUCUGACAUCAUUAUCCAAAGGUGUAUUUAUUGGUCUUGAAAAUCUUGAGACACUAGAAUUGGAAUCAAACAAACUACAAAAUCUCGAGUCAGGGUGUUUCGAUGGUUUAUCAAACCUUAAACAGCUUGAAAUCGGAAACAACAAUCUGACAAUAUUAUAUAAAGGUGUAUUCAAUAGUCUUAAAAAUCUUGAGAUACUAAAAUUUAAAUUAAACAAACUACAAAAUCUCAAAUCAGGUUGUUUUGAUGGUUUAUCAAAAGUUAAGCGCCUCGAUAUCAGCAACAACAGCCUGACAACAUUAUCUCAAGGUGUAUUUGGUGGUCUUGAAAAUCUUAAGGUACUAAAUUUGGAAUCAAACAAAUUACAAAAUCUCGAGUCAGGUUGUUUUGAUGGUUUAUCAAAUCUUGAGAGGCUCAGUUUUAAAAACAACAGUCUGACAACAUUAUCCAAAGGUAUAUUCGUUGGUCUUGAAAAUCUUGAGACACUACAUUUGGAAUCAAACAAACUACAAAAUCUCGAGUCAGGUUGUUUUGAUGGUUUAUCAAAAGUUGAGCGACUUGAUAUAAGCAAGCACAGCCUGACAACAUUAUCUAAAGGUGUAUUUGGUGGUCUUGAAAAUCUUAAGGUACUAGAUUUGGAAUCAAACAAACUACAAAAUCUCGAGUCAGGUUUUUUCGAUGGUUUAUCACAUCUUGAAUGGCUCAAAGUCAGAAAUAAUAGUCUGACAACAUUAUUCAAAGAUGUAUUUUGUGGUCUUGAAAAUCUUGUGAUACUAGAUUUAGGAUCAAACAAACUACAAAAUCUCGAGUCAGGUUGUUUCCAUGGUCUAACAAAACUUGAGGUGCUUGGUAUCAGCAACAACAAUCUGACAACAUUACCGAAAGGUGUAUUUGAUGGUCUUGAAAAUCUUAAGGUACUAGAUUUGAGAUCAAACAAACUACAAAACCUCGAGUCAGGUUGUUUCGUUGGUUUAUCACAUCUUGAAUGGCUCCGUGUUCAAAAUAACAGUCUGACAACAUUAUCCAAAGAUGUAUUUUGUGGUCUUGAAAAUCUUAAGACACUACAUUCAGAAUCAAACAAACUGCAAAAUCUUGAGUCAGGUUGUUUCGAUGGUUUAUCACAACUUCAGGAAUUUAAUCUUAGCACCAACAAACUGAAAACUUUAUCAAAAGAUAUUUUUAAUGGCUUACAAAGUCUCCGUUAUCUAAAUUUAAAUUCGAAUGGACUACAAAACCUUGAGCUUGGUAUUUUUAAUGAUUUAUCACAGCUUAAGACACUUCAUAUCAUUAUGGAUACAAAUAUGUCAACAGCUUCAACUAUUAAAAGUCAUAAUAAAUACUUUUGUAAUCAAGAGUCACCUUAUUAUAAUCAAGAAAUUUGUGAGUUGCUGUGUAAUAAUGCUGAAAAACAUGGAAUAGACAUUAGUGAUAAAGAAUUAACUAUUCUUCCAAGAGAUUUAUUCCAUGGUCUCAAGGAUCUUCAACUUGAGGAUUUAAAUAUAAGUGGUAACAAGCUGUCGACACUACCAAAAGAUAUCUUCAAACCUCUGGAUGAUCUUCGUACGUUGAUAAUGAAGUCUAACAGACUAGAAUAUCUAGAGCCAAGUAUUUUUUAUGAUUUAUUACAACUCAAAGAACUUGAUCUCAGCGACAACAAACUGACAGCAUUAUCAAAAAAUAUAUUUAAUGGUCUACAAGAUCUAUGUCGUCUACAUUUAAAUUCAAACCAACUGAGUUACCUUGAGCAAGGUAUUUUUGAUGAUUUAUUGAGCCUGAAUUAUCUUGAUAUCAGUAGUAACAAUUUUACAGCUUUAUCGAAAAAUAUAUUUAAGAAUUUGAAAGAGCUUCGUCAUCUUAAUUUACAUUCAAACGAAUUGAACAAUCUUGAGUCAGAGUGUUUCGAUGGUUUAUCACAUCUUGAAUGGCUCAUUGUCAAAAAUAACAGUCUGACAACAUUAUCCAAAGAUGUAUUUUGUGGUCUUGAAAAUCUUAAGAUACUAGAUUUAGGAUCAAACAAACUGCAAAAUCUUGAGGCAGGUUGUUUCGUUGGUUUAUCACAACUUGAAUGGCUUAGUGUCAAAAAUAAUAGUCUGACAACAUUAUCCAAAGGUGUAUUUGAUGGUCUUGAAAAUCUUGAGAAAAUGGAUUUGGAAUCAAACAAACUACAAAAUCUCGAGUCAGGGUGUUUCGAUGGUUUAUCAAAACUCAAACAGCUUGGUAUCGGAUACAACAAUCUGACAACAUUAUCCAAAGAUGUAUUUUGUGGUCUUGAAAAUCUUAAGAUACUAGAUUUAGGAUCAAACAAACUACAAAAUCUUGAGUCAGGUUGUUUCAAUGGUCUAACGAAACUCGAGCUGCUCAGUAUUAAAAACAACAAUCUGACUACAUUACCCAAAGGUGUAUUUGAUGGUCUUGAAAAUCUUGAGAAAAUGGAUUUGGAAUCAAACAAACUACAAAAUCUCGAGUCAGGGUGUUUCGAUGAUUUAUCAAAACUUAAACAGCUUAGUAUCGGAAACAACAAUUUGACAAUAUUAUUUAAAGGUGUAUUUAUUUGUCUUAGAAAUCUUAAGAUACUAGAUUUAGGAUCAAACAAACUACAAAAUCUCGAGUCGGAUUGUUUCGAUGGUCUAACAAAACUUGAGCUGCUUAGUAUCAAAAACAACAAUCUGACUACAUUACCCAAAGGUGUAUUUGAUGGUCUUGAAAAUCUUGAGAAAAUGGAUUUGGAAUCAAACAAACUACAAAAUCUCGAGUCAGGGUGUUUCGAUGGUUUAUCAAAACUUAAACAGCUUGGUAUCAGAAACAACAAUCUGACAAUAUUAUUUAAAGGUGUAUUUAUUUGUCUUGGAAAUCUUCAAAUACUAGAUUUGGGAUCAAACAAACUACAAAAUCUCGAGUCAGGUUGUUUCGAUGGUUUAUCACAUCUUGAAUGGCUCAGUGUCAAAAAUAACAGUCUGACAACGUUAUCCAAAGGUGUAUUCAAUGGUCUUGAAAAUCUUAAGAUACUAGAUUUGAUAUCAAACAAACUAAGCAAUCUCAAGUCAGGUUGUUUCGAUGGUCUAACAAAACUUGACAUGCUUAGUAUCAAUGACAACAAUCUGACAACAUUACCCAAAGGUGUAUUUGAUGGUCUUGAAAAUCUUGAGAAAAUAGGUUUGGAAUCAAACAAACUACAAAAUCUUGAGUCAGGUUGUUUCGAUGGUUUAUCACAUCUUGAAUGGCUCAGUGUCAAAAAUAACAGUCUGACAACAUUAUCCAAAGGUGUAUUUAAUGGUCUUGAAAAUCUUAAGAUACUAGAUUUGAUAUCAAAUAAACUAGACAAUCUUGAGUCAGGUUGUUUGAAUGGUUUAUUAAAACUUAAGCUGCUUGGUAUCAAAAACAACAAUCUGACAACAUUACCCAAAGGUGUAUUUGAUGGUCUUGAAAAUCUUGAGAAAAUAGAUUCAGGAUCAAACAAACUACAAAAUCUCGAGUCAGGUUGUUUCGAUGGUCUAAAAAAACUUGACAUGCUUAGUGUCAAUGACAACAAUUUGACAACAUUACCCAAAGGUGUAUUUGAUGGUCUGGAAAAUCUUGAGAAAAUAGGUUUGGAAUCAAACCAACUACAAAAUCUCGAGUCAGGUUGUUUUGAUGGUUUAUCACAUCUUAAAUGGCUCAGUGUCAAAAAUAACAGUCUGACAACAUUAUCCAAAGAUGUAUUUUGUGGUCUUGAAAAUCUUAAGAUACUAGAUUUAGGAUCAAACAAACUGCAAAAUCUUGAGGCAGGUUGUUUUGUUGGUUUAUCACAACUUCAGGAAUUUUACCUUAGCAGCAACAAACUUAAAACUUUAUCAAAAGAUAUCUUCAAUGGCUUACAAAGUCUCCGUAUUCUAAAUUUAAAUUCGAACGGACUACAAAACCUUGAGAUUGGUAUUUUUAAUGGUUUAUCACAACUUGAGGAACUUGAUCUCAGUGAAAAUGAAUUGACCAAUCUCCCAAAGGAUAUAUUUAAUGGUCUCUCAAAUUCUUUAUCAUCUCGAUUAAGAUCUGAAUUAGCUUCAAUUUUAUCAAAUGAUAUAUAUUCAUAA
Molecule: messenger RNA, 5382 nt
Organism: Aphidius gifuensis
Lineage: Eukaryota; Metazoa; Arthropoda; Insecta; Hymenoptera; Braconidae
Product: chaoptin-like
Exons: 2
Coding region: 1-5382 (1793 amino acids)
Molecular function (GO): protein binding
Source: RefSeq, a predicted model, not a curated record